GACCACUUUGACCCCUUUCCCAUAUCCCCUCCCUCCUCUCCUUCUCUCUCUGUCCCCCUUUCAGACCCCCUCCCUUCUUGCUCGUCUCGCCGCGUCAUAGUUGUACCUCGCGACCGCCGUCAAGUCCGCACCAAGUGUACAAAACUGGACCUCAGAGAACCAGAGAAAACACUCCAAUAAGCACGGCGCGUUACCGAGAGCAGAAAACUACCAAGGGAAGGGGGAGUGGAGAAUUCGGAGGGCGAACGACCGGUGGAGAUACCCAACAAAUACCGAGCUGACGAUGAGUCGCAGCAUCGUACGACAGAGUAAGUUCCGGCACGUCUUCGGACAGGCGGGGAAGACGGAGCAGGGCUAUGAUGACAUACGCGUUUCCAAGGUGACGUGGGACAGCUCGUUCUGUGCCGUCAACCCAAAGUUCCUGGCCGUCAUUGUGGAGUCCAGCGGGGGCGGAGCCUUCCUCGUCCUGCCCCUCUCUAAGAUGGGUCGUCUGGAUAAGAACCACCCGUUGGUGACUGGCCAUACUGGGCCUGUCCUGGACAUCGACUGGUGCCCUCACAACGACAACAUCCUGGCAUCCUGCUCAGAGGACACCACAGCCAUGGUGUGGCAGAUCCCUGACCAGAUGGGGACCCGGCCCAUAUCAGAGCCCAUCGUGGUCCUGGAGGGACACUCCAAACGUGUCGGCAUUGUCACCUGGCACCCCACCGCACGCAAUAUACUACUCACUGCAGCCUCUAGAUAUGCCACAAGUGAGAGGAUGGCUCCACACGACGGGAUCCGACCGAUGAGGGCCAUCUUUACCAGAGACGGAAACCUGUUCACUACCGGCUUCACCAGGAUGAGUCAGAGAGAGCUGGGCUUGUGGGACCCGGUAAGUUUUGAGGAGCCUAUUGCAACUGCUGGAGUUGGACCACAAGUAAACGGUGUGUUGUUACCUUACUAAGACCCAGACACCAACAUGGGUUUACCUCUGCGGAAUAAGGGGGACAGUAGUAUCCGGUACUUUGAGAUAACAGAGGAACCUCCCUAUGUCCACUACCUCAGUACCUUCAGCAGCAAGGAGCCUCAGAGGGGGAUGGGCUUCAUGCCUAAGAGAGGGGUGGACGUCAGCAAGUGUGAGAUUGCCAGGUUAUAUAAGCUUCAUGACAAGAAGUGUGAGCCCAUCGCCAUGACAGUACCUAGAAAGUCAGACCUGUUUCAGGAUGACCUGUACCCAGACACAGCGGGUUCAGACCCGGCUCUGGAGCCAGAGGAGUGGCUGGAGGGGCGAGACGAGGACCCCAUCCUCCAGUCCUUGAGAGAUGGCUAUGUUCCCCCUAAGAGCCGCGAACUCAAAGUGGCCAAGAAGAACGUUCUGGACUCCAGACCCACCACCAGACGCAGCAUGUCCUCCUGCGACGGAUCAGCCAACCUGCCUGCCUUAUUCUGAUCUUUAGAAAUUCUGACGACUAUUAUUUUCCUGUUGUUUUCCUCUAGCUGCCUGUU
Molecule: messenger RNA, 1488 nt
Organism: Salvelinus sp. IW2-2015
Lineage: Eukaryota; Metazoa; Chordata; Actinopteri; Salmoniformes; Salmonidae
Source: RefSeq, a predicted model, not a curated record